CACUUCCUGGAUGUGGCCUCUGUGAACCACGCACGUGUUGUUUAAUUUCAGUCUGGCGAUAAUUAAUAAUUAGGAAUUAACGCCACCACAUCACACCUGUACGGGCAUCAAUAUACUCCUGCCUAUUUAUUGAUAGCGGAUUCCAUCGAUCUGUCAGAAUGGUAUUGCCGUUGAUUGUACCUACCAAGACCCAGAAAGGGAAACGAGCCUUGGAACGAAGGGAACCGAAACUCUUUGAAAAUACCAAAGUGGCCAUGAUUAUCAAAGGAGGGAACACAAGUGAGACUGUCACGAAAGCUUUGAGAGAUAUCUAUAUCUUGAAGAAACCCAAUUCAGUCAUGUACAAAAGGAAAAAUAUUAUUCGGCCAUUUGAGAGUGAAAAUUCUUUGGAUUUUUUUUCUGGCAGAUCUGAUGCUUCCUUGUUUUUGUUUGGCUCACAUUCCAAGAAAAAACCUGCAAAUUUAGUCUUUGGUCGAUUUUUUGAUCAUCAUGUGAUGGACAUGAUAGAAUUAGGAGUGGAAGAGUUCAAAUCAAUGAUGGAUGAGAAGAGUUCCAAAGUCUCUUUGGGAACCAAGCCAUGUCUUUUAUUUGCUGGAGAUCCAUUUGAACAAGAUGCUGAUUAUGUACGAUUAAAGAAUUUAUUUGUUGACUUCUUUCGUGGUGCUGUUGUCGAUAAUGUACGUCUGGCUGGGUUGGAACAUGUGAUCAUGUUCGUUGCAGCAGAUGGCAAGAUUUACAUGCGGAAUUAUAAAAUAUCAUUGAAGAAGUCUGGUUCCCGCACUCCUUAUAUUGACCUCUCUGACAUGGGACCAUCAUUUGAGUUUGUUCUCCGGCGGACAAAACUGGCAACAGAUGCCUUAUAUAAACGUGCUUGCAAGCGUCCAAGGGCUGCAAAGAUCCAGAAGAGGAAAAAUAUAGCACAUGAUGCCUUCCGCAAUAAGACUGGCCGAAUUCAUAUGGAAAGACAAGACUACAGCAAAUUACAAACACGCAAAGUCAAAGCGUACAAAGCCAGGAAAAUUAUUGAGAAGAAGAAAAAGACAGUUUCAACUGAAAAUUAAAAGUUCAAGAGAAAAUCUUAAUAAAUUUUGUAAAUAUUU
Octopus sinensis (East Asian common octopus) is the source of this 1100-nucleotide messenger RNA. RefSeq names its product ribosome production factor 2 homolog. Gene Ontology annotation, cellular component: nucleolus. Bases 159 to 1061 code for a protein of 300 amino acids. The record is from RefSeq and is a predicted model, not a curated record. NCBI's taxonomy places the organism in Eukaryota, Metazoa, Mollusca, Cephalopoda, Octopoda, Octopodidae. Gene Ontology annotation, biological process: ribosomal large subunit assembly; maturation of LSU-rRNA from tricistronic rRNA transcript (SSU-rRNA, 5.8S rRNA, LSU-rRNA). Gene Ontology annotation, molecular function: rRNA binding. The transcript is spliced from 10 exons.